Molecule: messenger RNA, 669 nt
Organism: Parnassius apollo (apollo)
Lineage: Eukaryota; Metazoa; Arthropoda; Insecta; Lepidoptera; Papilionidae
Source: the annotation of a GenBank genome assembly
AUGCGAACAAAGUUGUGUUCGGUUCCGGAAAAACUUGCUCAAGAUGGGAUCAUUUCAUCUUUAAUUCAGACUCACCAAGUGAAGCGAAGGAGACCUAGAGUAAAACCUAACAAGAAGGUUGUGUCAGAACAUCUAUUCAAUGUGAAAUACUUCUUAACAGUUGAUUCUCAGAGGGUUCCAGUUUGCAAGAAGUUUUUUCUUGAAUUAACUAAGAUGGGGCGUACUAGGCUUCAAAACAUAGCAAAAAAGCAGUUUCAGGGUAAAAGAAUUAAAGAAAAUAGAGGAGGUGACCGAAAAAGUCAUUUAAGCCGGGAGAAGAAAGACAAUGUAGGAAAAUUCAUUGGAAAACUUCGAGGAAGUGAAAGUCAUUAUGGAAGAAAUAAGUCUAAACGAAUCUAUUUGAUGGCAGGCUUGAGUAUUAAAAAAUUACAUAAAAUAUACAAUGCGAAUACCACUGAUGAACUGAAAGUGAAACUUUCAAUGUUUAGACGAAUCUUUGUUAGUGAAUUUAAUAUUGGUUUUAAAUCACCAGCUACCGAUGUGUGCAGUUAUUGCACAAUUCUAAAUCACAAAAUAAAAACAUAUCCAUCAGGGUCAAAGGAGAGGAAUGAUGUCAUUAUAGAAAAAAGAAUUCAUAAGAAGAGAGCGAAUGUAUCAGCAUUGUCAUGA